Molecule: messenger RNA, 4928 nt
Organism: Cercocebus atys (sooty mangabey)
Lineage: Eukaryota; Metazoa; Chordata; Mammalia; Primates; Cercopithecidae
Gene: KDM8
Product: lysine (K)-specific demethylase 8
Exons: 8
Coding region: 863-2113 (416 amino acids)
Cellular component (GO): nucleus
Molecular function (GO): histone H3K36 demethylase activity
Source: RefSeq, a predicted model, not a curated record
GUAAAUUGCCCAGUUUCAGGUAUGUCUUUGUAUCAGCAGUGUGAAAGUGGAUUAACAUACUCCCUCAAACGGGGAUGAUCAUGAUCAUUACAAUAGCUACAAUCUUAAUAUUUUUAAAGCACAGUACCUAGAAUCCACUAAUCUAUGAACUGAUCUUGAGCAAGCCUGUUUCCUACUCAGACCCCAAGCUCAGUAUGAACGUAACUUUCCAUGCCUCUGUGCAAUGCUGCAAAAGGCCUGCAUUCUUAGAGUCCAUAGGAGUGUGCUCAAAACACAAAAGUCCCAGUGACCCCGCACGGCUUGACAUCAAAGCAAAGGUGGCAGGAGUGUGUCCCCUGGCCACUUGCCUUCUCACUCGAACAGACUGUGGAUGUAGCACUUGCUCGUGGGUAAUUGUGGAUCUGACUUUCCAAAAGUACAAGUAUGUGGCCACUUUAAUCACUGAGCUUCAGUUUCGCUCUCUGUAAAAUAGGGAGAACUAAUAAUCCUAGCUGCAGGGAUUAAAUGGUGGAUGCAAACAGCCUUGUACGAAGUUGUUAUCUGUACAGAGGAAAAAGCGGGUGUCACUGGCAUGGAAAGACCCGGAGGAUACAGCCCAGCCUUUCUCUGUCUUGUUCAUCUCCUGGUCUUUUAAACGGGAGUGGGGCGGGGCCACGGCAUCGAUCACUCAGCACUCCUCUAGGCACUGCGUCGUGAUCAGACGAGCGGUGAGCGAUCGAUACUCCUAUGCUAGCCUCUGACUCUUCGGGAGAGACAGCCGCGUCGUCGGACCAAAAGCAACCAGUAGUCGCCAGCCCAAAGGCGACUCGACACCGUCCCAGCUGAAGAGAGGCACGUGUCUGACUGAGCCGGCAGUGACCUGAUGGCUGGAGACCCCCACUGCCCCGCAGAGCCCCUGGCCAGAGAAGGCACUCUUUGGGAGGCCCUCAGGGCACUCCUGCCGCACACUAAAGAAGACCUGAAGUUGGACCUCGGGGAGAAGGUGGAGAGGAGCAUGGUGACGUUGUUGCAGCGAGCCACUGAGCUCUUCUACGAGGGCAGGAGGGACGAGUGUCUGCAGACCAGCGAGGUAAUCCUGGACUACUCCUGGGAGAAGCUCAACACGGGCACGUGGCGGGACGUAGACAAAGACUGGCGCCGGGUCUACGCCAUCGGCUGCCUCCUGAAAGCCCUGUGUCUGUGCCAGGCACCUGAGGAUGCCACCACUGUGGCCACGGCCCUGCGGGUCUGUGACAUGGGCCUGCUGAUGGGGACGGCCAUCCUGGGGGACAUCCUCCUUAAAGUCGCCGCCAUCCUCCAGACACACCUUCCUGGAAAGAGGCCUGCCCACGGCUCCACCCCGGAGCAGCCCUGCACAAAGAAAGCAAAGACGGACUAUGGUUCGAUUCCAGAUGUGAACUUAGAAAGAACAGUCCCCCGGCUGCACCGUCCGUCCCUCCAGCAUUUCAGGGAGCAGUUUUUGGUUCCAGGGAGGCCCGUGAUCCUGAAAGGCGUGGCUGACCACUGGCCGUGCAUGCAGAAGUGGAGUUUGGAGUAUAUCCAAGGUAUCGCUGGCUGCCGAACCGUCCCAGUGGAAGUUGGUUCGAGGUACACAGACGAGGAAUGGUCCCAGACACUCAUGACGGUCAACGAGUUCAUCAGCAAAUACAUCGUGAAUGAGCCGAGGGACGUCGGCUACCUUGCUCAGCACCAGCUCUUUGACCAGAUCCCGGAGUUGAAGCAGGACAUCAGCAUCCCCGACUACUGCAGCCUGGGCGAUGGGGAGGAGGAGGAGAUCACCAUCAAUGCCUGGUUUGGUCCCCAGGGAACCAUCUCCCCCCUACAUCAGGAUCCCCAGCAGAACUUCCUAGUCCAGGUGAUGGGGAGGAAGUACAUCCGGCUGUAUUCCCCGCAGGAGUCGGGGGCUCUGUACCCUCAUGACACGCACCUUCUCCAUAACACGAGCCAGGUCGACGUGGAGAAUCCUGACCUCGAGAAGUUCCCCGAGUUUGCCAAGGCCCCAUUCCUGUCCUGCAUCCUGUCUCCUGGAGAGAUCCUGUUCAUACCCGUGAAAUACUGGCAUUACGUGCGGGCUCUGGAUUUGAGCUUCUCGGUCAGCUUCUGGUGGUCGUAGCCAGGCUAGGAGCUGAAAGGGCCGGACAUGCAGACAGCACUCAUCUGUUCACUGAUUUCCUGCUCUGUGCCCUACCUGGUGCUGGGUCCUGGAAUCAAUAGAGACAAGCGGGACUGAACCUGUGUCCUGAAGAGCCUUCACUGCCCAGUGGCAGCCCUGGGAGGCUGAGCUUCAGCACUGGACGGGCACAGAGCGGGGGCUGCCCAGGAAGGAGCACACUCCAGGUCGGGGGUGCAUGACAGGAAGGUGGGGAGAGCCCAGAAGGACCCUGCAGGCAGACAGCCUGCUUGGGGACGCCGGCAUCAGAAAGCCUAACGUGUUUGGGAAACGGGUGGGUCACACGGGCAGGGGUGAAACGUGGGCUCUGAGGUUGUCUACUCGACUCAGACCCGGCCGCGCUGCGUACCUGCUGCGUGACUUGGCCAGGAUCCCCCGCUUCGUUGUGCCCACGUGGAAAAGAGGGCAAGGCCAGUCCUCACUGCAGAGGGCCGAGGAGGCAGUGCCGAGCCCCUGCUGCUGCAUGAACCUUAGCCGCUGCCACUGAUCCCAAUUACUCUGAUCCUUCUGCCCUUCCUUCCCUUAACUGGGCCUGCUGGACGCCACAGCCUGAAUACUGGAGAGAGCUGGGCAUUGCCCAGGUCACAGGAGAGAGUCCAUAGGGGCCUGCUCAGGCGCCCAGACCCCUGCUGGGCAGUGGGAGCUUUCUGUCAUCGUCAUGGCUAAAGGAUAACCCACCUGCCUGCAGUGAAGUGCAAAGGUCUGGCUGGAUGACUUUGCACCCGCACUCAUCCAGGAGCAGGCUCCCAAGUGAAGAAACCACUGAACCAUCACCAGCCCCUGGAAGCCUCCCUCUAGCCACCUUCUAGUCACCAUCCCCCAGAAGUAAUGACUGUCAAACCGGUGGAAGGUUUGAGGCCGGGGGGACACCCAGGCUCCGUGCUUUCCGUAGUUGUGUCUUGUGUGCACGCAGGUUUGUUUUAUGUUUCGGCCAUUAAGACUUUCCCCAGCCCUCUGUGUUUUGUUUUUUAAACUAAAUAGAGAUGGGAUCUUGCUGUGUUGCCCAGGCUGGUCUUGAACUCCUGGGCUUAAGCGAUCCUCUCACCUUGGCCUACCAAAGUGCUGGGGUUACAGGUAUGAGCCACCAUGCCAGCCUUGGCUUCUUUCUUCCCCCCUUCCAAGACAGGCCUGGGGAAAAGAGCCCCGGGGGUUCAGCUGCCAUCCUGCCAGCACCUUGACCACUGGCUCAGCUGCUUGGCUUCUAGCUAAAAAUCAAGCCGUCUCUGGUUGGCCAGGGGGUAGCUACCCUGGGGUAACUAGAAGGGGGAUGGGAAGGUGGCCACGGGCAGCUGGGACUCUAGUUCCUGAUGCCCUCUGUACCCAGGCCAAGGAAUUUGACCUUUAUUGGGUAGGUCCUGGGGUUCUCGGCCUUUGAGCAGACACCAGCAACAUCUGCACUCUCGAAAGCUGGCUGUUGGCAGGGAGAGGCCGUGGCACUUACUCAUCCUGGGAGUGGGCUGCUGAGCGGCCGUGCGUGUGCCAGGGACUGACACACACAACAGCUAUCUGGAAGUGGAGUCCACUUGGCUCCGUGGGCAGCUGCUUGCAAGGACAUUGUUUAUUCCCUGCCGUUGUUAAUAGUCAAUUACCUAAUCUUUCAUAGGAAGAAUUUACACUAGAUGUCAACACCCCUGAAAGUAGGGAGGCAUAAAACAGGGACGCCCCAUGACUAGGUUCACCAUUAGUGAGGAGCGGUGGCUCCUGGCCCGCAUGUGUAACUCAUACCCCUUCCCCAGCGGAAGGACAGGCGGGUUGUGGCCUCAGCUCCCAGUGGCCCAGCCGCUCCAUCCGCUCCGGCUGGCAGGCCCCAUGGCCCAUCUGUAGCGUAGUGUGACAGAAAGCUGGGCAUGGGAGGCCACGUUCAUUAACGUAUGGUAUCCUGGCCAGGAGGCUUCCAGCAAAUGUCCCUUGUCAGAUGAGGAACGGGAAAAGGGGAAAUGGCCCUGCCCUGUGGGUGAGGUUCCAGCGUUCCUAGGAAUCCCAGUCUGAGGGUGACUUCAGCCCUCUGAGGAAGGUGGACUCUGAAGCCAGCUUGGAACCCAAGCGCCGAACAGUUGGUCACAGACCAAGGAGAGGCACGUGCACGAGCCCCUGCCUGAGAUGUGGCCACAGCAGUCAGGACACUGAUACUGCCAUCACAGACACAGGACACAGCUAGCAGGCCUGUCACUGACCAGAUGAGGCCCCUGCCCUCAUGGUAUUUUAACAUAAUGGCAUCAGGCUGGGGUGCGGGGGGGGCAAUAAGGACAUGGGAAUACAAGAAGACAGUGUCACGCCGUGAUUAGUGCCAUGAAAGCAACAGAGCAGGGUGACAGGGUGGAAAAUGGCAGCCAGGGAUGGACUGGUGGGGCCAGAGUUUUUUGAUAGUUGACAUUUGAAGAGCAAGAGCUUGACUGGGAAUCCAGAAUCGGCCAUGAGACUUGAGGCCCAGCUGGUGACAGCAGGUACAGCAGCCCUGAGACAGGAAAGUCCCAGUCUGGGGACAGGGGAGGUAGGAGUCAAGGCGGCUGGGGCAGAGAGGGGAGAUGGUAGGAAGGGGGAUAUCAAGGCCAUGGGGCCUGGGGGACCAGCAGGGGAAGGCACUGGGGGGCUCAGCCUGGGAGGGACAGGUCUGCAGCUGCUGUGCAGACAAGGGCCUACAAGGGGACCCUGGGAAGCAGGCCAGUCCGUAAUUCCUGAGUGAUAAGGUCGGGGCACCGGCGGGGAAGCAUGGCAGUGAAAGAGAAGGUUGGCGGGGUAAUAAAGGCUUUGAAUGCCA